Messenger RNA from Soboliphyme baturini, 282 nucleotides. NCBI's taxonomy places the organism in Eukaryota, Metazoa, Nematoda, Enoplea, Dioctophymatida, Soboliphymatidae. The record is from the annotation of a GenBank genome assembly.
AUCGCGACUGUCCUGAAAAUCCCCGUUGGUCAAAUCGUUAUGUUCAACGUAUUUUAUGAAAUAUUUGCGUUGUGCACGUCGAUCGUCGCUGAAACGCCUAACGGCAAAAUCCUGGCCGGCAGAAACUUGGACUUUGGCCUGCUCCUUGGUACGAAAUGUUCGUUUGUUGGUUUUGGUCGCAUUGUUUUGAGGGUUUGUGAUAGUCGUUUCUCUGCCAGCACCCCCACUCACGGCAAGUUUUGUCCCACAAUUUACAGUGAUCGAUCGGAGACUUCCGGAUGA